Messenger RNA from Cercopithifilaria johnstoni, 1053 nucleotides. Lineage: Eukaryota; Metazoa; Nematoda; Chromadorea; Rhabditida; Onchocercidae. The record is from the annotation of a GenBank genome assembly.
AUGAAAAUCAAGAAGGACAAUUUCGCAUUUCGUUUUAUGUACAACAUAUAUAAUACCAACUGCUUUGGUGCGUGGUAUACCAAGCGACAGUUAAACAGAGUUCAUGAAAAGCGACCAAAUGGACAUUCCUCAGCUGCCACAUUUACCUAUGGAGAUAUUACUGUAACAGCAGUUCCACAGAACAGUGAUAACUAUAGCUAUAUGGUUAUUUGUGGAUCAACUAAUGACUGUGUUGUUAUCGAUGUUGGCGAUGCGCAACCCAUACUCCAGUGUUUGAGCGAUGAAAAUAAAAUACCGCAAGCAGUACUUGUCACCCAUAAACAUUGGGAUCAUUGCUACGGUAAUAGAGAACUGAAAAAACGGUAUAAGGAGUUAAAUAUUUAUGGUGGCGAGAUUGACCGACCCGCCGAUGUGAAUAUGUAUGUUCAAAAUGAAGCUUUGAUCGAGAUUGGGAAGUUGCAUUUCAAAGCAUUGCACGUUCCUGGACACACCGCUGGCCACAUGAUUUACGCCUUGCAAUUAAAUGAUGAACUCAAAUGUUUGUUCACGGGAGACUUUCUGUUUAUCGCUGGAAUAGGUAAAAUCUUUGAAGGAAGCACUUCACAAAUGAUUAAUUCAUUAUUGAUGCUGAGUGAUUUUCCACCAGAUACUAUCAUUUUCCCUGGUCAUGAGUAUGCGAAGCUCAAUUUAUCUUUUGCUUUGUCACUGGAAAAAGAUAAUGAGGUACUGCAAGCAGUAAACGAAGCAGUACGUGAAAAACGGACCGCUCGCUCGCCUAUUGUUGGAGUCACUCUUGGUGAUGAAUAUAAAAUCAAUCCUUAUUUGCGCACCUGUUCUUUAAAAUUUCGGAAAGCUUUGGUUGCUGCUGGUUACAAUGUGCCUGUGGAGGCAAAAGUAGUCGCUGGUCGAGACAUUGAUGAAGUGAAAGAUAACUCAAUGGAAGCCCAAAUUGCUGUUUUUGAUGCUUUAGAAAAAGCCAAAAAUGAUUUUACAGAAGAACUCGUGAAACAAUUAGAACGAAAACGUCCUAAGAGCGUCCGAAGUAAUGCGUAA